AUGAAGAGUCGUUUGAGUCAAUUCUUAUCAUUGAAAACCACUAGAUUCUUUAGAUUUUCAUUUCAACGAUACCUGUACGUUCCUAAACGUUGCAUAUCUAUAUCCCCUUACGUUAUGUCUGAUUUCAUCACCAAAUUUGAAAAAUUGACCUUGGAUCAAAUUCCAUCAAAAUUGGAAACCAUUGAAUUUCCAAAAUUAAAUAAUGAGCAAUUAGCUUUAUCUUCUCAAUUUGAAACUUUGUCAAAAAGACUAGAUGAAAGUGAUACAUUGGCACAAAUUAAUGAUUCAUUAAGAAGCAAAACUUUUGUCGUUGGAUCAAUUCCAAGUAAAGCAGAUUUGAUCUUGUUUGAACAAGUGUUCCCAUUGGCAUCAAAAUGGACUUCCAAGGAAGAUAUUACCAAACAUAGACAUUUGUUGAGGUGGGCUGAUUUGGUUCAAAACACAUUGGUGAAUGUUCCAGAACCAGUCAAGAUUGAUUACGAUAUUGAAAUACCAAGAGAAAUCAAAGAGAAGAAGAAACCAGCAGCAGCAGCUAAUGUUCAAGGUAAAGAUGCCGCUUCUGCCAAGGGAGAUGCUAAAGCAGAUAAAAAGAAACCAAAAGGUGAAGCAGUUGCUGGAGGAGCUCCAUCUGAUCAAAAACCAUAUCAAGAAUUAACCGAGGAGGAGAAACAGGCUAGAGCAGCAGCUAAAGAAGCCAAGAAGGCAGCUAAAGCCAAAGCCAACGCUGAAAAAGAGAAACAAAAACAGAAUGAAAAAGCCGCAUCUGCUGCUCCUCCAUCACCAGCAAUGGUUGAUCUUAGAGUUGGAUUCAUUCAAAAAGCAGAAAGACAUCCAAACGCCGACUCUCUUUACAUGUCAACUAUUGAUAUGGGGGAUGAAGAAGGUCCAAGAAUCGUAUGUUCAGGAUUGGUCAACUAUGUUCCAAUUGAAGAAAUGCAAAAGAGAUAUGUGAUUGUUGUUGCCAAUUUGAAACCAGUCACAAUGAGAGGUGUCAAGAGUUGUGCUAUGGUUUUAUGUGCUUCAAAUAAAGACGAUGGUGUGGUUGAAUUUGUUAACCCACCAGAAGGUUCUAAACCAGGUGACAAAAUCUUUUUCGAAGGUUAUAACGGUGUUCCUGAAAAACAGUUGAACCCAAAGAAGAAAAUUUGGGAAGCUGUUCAACCUAAAUUUACCACUACUGAAAACUUUGAAGUUACCUAUACUGAAGAAGGUAAACCACCUGCAUUUUUGGUGAAUGAAAAGGGAGAGAAAUGUAAAAACAGUACUGUUGUUGGCGCAAAUGUCAGUUAG
This is a messenger RNA of Lodderomyces orthopsilosis Co 90-125, 1290 nucleotides long. It is a transcript of the gene ARC1, whose product is annotated as Arc1p. NCBI's taxonomy places the organism in Eukaryota, Fungi, Ascomycota, Pichiomycetes, Serinales, Debaryomycetaceae. The record is from RefSeq and is a predicted model, not a curated record. The coding region runs from base 1 to 1290 and encodes 429 amino acids. Gene Ontology annotation, molecular function: tRNA binding. The transcript has a single exon. Gene Ontology annotation, cellular component: methionyl glutamyl tRNA synthetase complex.